GCUUCCUCUCCUCUCGCUGCCUUUCCUUCCUGCUCUCGGCUCCUGUGUUGAAAGACUGAACGGGACUUUCCUUUUCCUUUUUUUUUUUUACACAGAACCAACUCUCUCUGCCCGAAACGUCUCCAGCAACAUGACUUCUAAUUCUAACUUAUCCAACAUGAGACGGCUGGUGGAGCAACUGAAGCUGGAGGCCAGCGUGGAGAGGAUCAAGGUGUCUCAGGCGGCCGCGGAGCUGCAGCAGUUCUGUCUGCAGAACGCAGCCAAAGACGCUCUGCUGGUCGGGGUUCCCACCGGGAGCAACCCCUUCAGAGAACCACGGUCCUGCGCCGUGGUGUGAAGCUAAACCCAGUGUCUUUAUUUGCAGGAGAGGAACGAGUGGAGACUUGAAGAGGAUCAUUUAGUUUGUAAUCAUUUUUGAAAAAAACACUGAAUUGUUCAAAUAAAUGUCUGCUUUAAUCUCA
Messenger RNA from Eleginops maclovinus (Patagonian blennie), 461 nucleotides. RefSeq names its product guanine nucleotide binding protein (G protein), gamma 10 (gene gng10). Gene Ontology annotation, biological process: G protein-coupled receptor signaling pathway. Bases 131 to 337 code for a protein of 68 amino acids. The transcript has 3 exons. Gene Ontology annotation, cellular component: heterotrimeric G-protein complex. The record is from RefSeq and is a predicted model, not a curated record. NCBI's taxonomy places the organism in Eukaryota, Metazoa, Chordata, Actinopteri, Perciformes, Eleginopidae. Gene Ontology annotation, molecular function: G-protein beta-subunit binding.